Molecule: messenger RNA, 771 nt
Organism: Penicillium chermesinum
Lineage: Eukaryota; Fungi; Ascomycota; Eurotiomycetes; Eurotiales; Aspergillaceae
Exons: 1
Coding region: 1-771 (256 amino acids)
Source: RefSeq, a predicted model, not a curated record
AUGUGCUCUUUGAAUAAGGUCCAAGACUAUGUACCCCGAAGUGCGUAUCUCAUCAGUGACAAAGAGCUGCCGCCACUUAAGCACAACGCCCCGUACAAGCCGGGUAUAAAAGGCCGGGUGGCUGUUAUUCCGAAAGACACGCUCGACGCGGCUUAUGCACUCGAAGAGGCGAGGGAACUUCUGGGGAGCACAGACGAAACGAUGAUUUGUAUCUUCAAUAUGAUCAAUGCCGCCACGCCUGAUUGUGGUUGUUUAAGCGGGCACAGCGCGCAAGAGGAGCACUUGUGUUGUCGAUCCACCCUGCCUCAAGCCCUCCCCUCUCGGUUUCAUCGCAUGGGGGAGUUAGAGUGUGUAUACUCCCCUUCGGUGAUCGGUCUUCAUGAGAACGACAAGAAAGGAGACUUUUUGAUACCGAGUCAGGAAUCUCCCCAUAAAAUACUGAAGUAUAGUGUCAUUAGUAUGAUGGCCCAGCACAAACGACUCAACGUCCAAAGCGAGAACAACUGGCGCUCAAAGGAUCAGAACUUGAUGGUACAGAAGAUGCGUCUGAUUCUUCGAACUGCUGCCUCAAAUCGUCACCGGCGACUCAUUCUUGGGGUACUUGGCUGUGGGAUAUUUGGUCACCCCAACGCGGCAGCCUGUUGGGAAGAAUUUCUCUCCGACAAGGAAUUUGAGGGAUGGUUCGAGAUAGUCGUGUUCGCCAUUAGUGACCGCGGGAAUGAUUCGGACUAUAACACUUUCCGUGAUGCCCUACACGGACUACCGAUUUGA